Messenger RNA from Zeugodacus cucurbitae (melon fly), 1335 nucleotides. RefSeq names its product lysosomal aspartic protease-like. The coding region runs from base 163 to 1284 and encodes 373 amino acids. Gene Ontology annotation, cellular component: lysosome. Gene Ontology annotation, molecular function: aspartic-type endopeptidase activity. The record is from RefSeq and is a predicted model, not a curated record. The transcript is spliced from 2 exons. NCBI's taxonomy places the organism in Eukaryota, Metazoa, Arthropoda, Insecta, Diptera, Tephritidae. Gene Ontology annotation, biological process: cell death; proteolysis.
CGCUGUAAUCCCAGUGUAGCCUAAAUAAACACAAACCUAAGUAAUUUAGAACAAUUGUUAAUAGCAAUAUAUGACUAUAAAAGCGGGGAACUGAAAUAUUUACGAAAUUGUUGUAAAGCAUCGUUUGGUGUUAUACGUCGUUAGACCACAAGCUAAAGCAAAAUGUUCAAAUUCUUCGUAUUGCUCACCAUUUGCGCCACCCUGGUCUCGGCCAUGGUACGUGUGCCCAUCUACAAGAACCCCAAUUACCGCAGAACCCGUGACUCUGUGAAGACAGAGACCGCGUACUUGCGCGGCAAAUACCACGUGGCCACUCCACAAGGCGCCACUGAGCAAUUAGAUAAUUACUUAAACUUGCAAUACUACGGAAAAAUCACCAUCGGUACACCACCACAAGAAUUCUUGGUGCUCUUCGAUUCUGGAUCCGCCAACUUGUGGGUGCCAUCAGUCACCUGCCCCAUCAGCAACUUCGUCUGCCAUAUCCACAAACAAUAUAACUCUAGCGCUUCCAGCACUUAUGUAGCCAAUGACGAAAGAUUUUCCAUACACUAUAUGGCUGGAAGUAUGUCAGGAUUUUUAUCACAAGAUACCGUCAGAAUAGCGGGACUUGCCAUUAAAGACCAAAUAUUCGCUGAAGCUAUGUUGGAACCUGGUGAUAGCUUUGUUUACUCCAAUUUCGAUGGUCUUAUGGGUAUGGCUUUCCAGUCGGAUUCCAGGGACAACGUUGUGCCACCUUUCUGCAAUAUGUGGUCUCAAGGUUUGAUCACCAAAAAUGUAUUUUCUUUCUACUUGGCUCGUGCUGGCACCUCUUCUCAAGGUGGUGAAAUGAUUUUGGGUGGUUCCGACCCCAGCCUCUACAAAGGUGAACUCACCUACGUGCCCAUCACUGUACAGCACUAUUGGCAAUUCGGUGUGGACAGCGGAAGCAUGGGUGGUCGAGAUUUGUGCAUCGAUGGUUGCCAAGCCGUUGCCGAUACUGGUACCUCUCUCCUUAUUGCCCCAUACUACAGCUAUACGGUCUAUAAGGAUAUCGUGGAUCCCGAUGGUGACGGUUAUGUUGAGUGCGCGUCUGUCCAUAGUCUUCCAGAUAUCAAAUUGGUCAUUGGCGGCACAACCUUCACCAUUCCAGCAUCGCAAUACAUUCAGGAAUCUGAGGGAUAUUGCUCAUCUGCUAUUAGCUACAUGCAUACUGACUUCUGGGUCUUGGGUGACAUCUUCAUUGGUCUUUACUACACCGAAUUCGAUAUGGGCAAUAAGCGCAUUGGCUUUGCUCCAGUCGCAUAAACAGUUUAUGAGAAAAAUAUCAUUUUGUUUUAAUAAAAGUUGUUUGAGUUU